AUGAGGAGAAUAAAGAAUGAUGGAGAUAAGAAUCAAAAAGAAGGUGAAACUGAAGUAAAAGAGAAAGAUGGAAAGAACAAUGAAAAUGACAAUGAUGAAGAGAAAAAAGAUGAUGAUGCUGAACAAACAAAUAAUCAUCAAGAGACCAUUCAACAAACUGAAAAUGAAAAUAUGUUGGAUAAAGUUGUUGACAACAUUGUGGACAAUGUCCCUGGAAUUGGAUUUUCAAGUUUAAAUAGUCAAGAAGAUGAAAUCGGGAAUGACCCUGAAAUGAAAACUAUUUUGGAUAAUAUUGAUAUAGGUAAAUUUUGA
This is a messenger RNA of Lactuca virosa, 312 nucleotides long. The record is from the annotation of a GenBank genome assembly. NCBI's taxonomy places the organism in Eukaryota, Viridiplantae, Streptophyta, Magnoliopsida, Asterales, Asteraceae.